Molecule: messenger RNA, 1745 nt
Organism: Cuscuta campestris
Lineage: Eukaryota; Viridiplantae; Streptophyta; Magnoliopsida; Solanales; Convolvulaceae
Source: the annotation of a GenBank genome assembly
AUAUUGAUCACGGUUUGCCCAAGUUUUCUCUUCUAGGUUAUGAUGAUUGGAAGAUCAUGAUGGAAGCACACCUUUACGCCCUACAUGAUUGCAUGUGGAUGGACCCUUGAAAAUCCAAAUGGAGAACCCUGAGAGGAAUCCAGCCAAUCUUGAUGUUGUCCAGUACAUUCCAAAGCCCAAGGAGAAAUGGGAUGAUAGAGAUUGCAAGAAGCACAAUCUGGACAACGUCGCCAAAGCAGCCAUCUUCAAGACACUUGAUCCCAUCACCUUGUCCAAGAUCAAGCAUCUCAAGACUGCCAUGGAGAUUUGGCAAGGUCUUGGGAAGCUGUGUGAGGGAUCGGAGGACCUGAGAAAGCAGAAGAUAGAAGUCCUGCUUGAAAAGUUCAAAAGCUUCAAAAUGCUUCCCGGAGAAUCAUUUGAUAUGUUAGAUGAAAGAUUCCACAAAAUCUUAAAUGAUCUUGCAUCACUUAACCACGUUCUUUCUCCCAAAGAAAAGAAUGUAAGGUUACUGAGAUCUCUUCCAACUGAGUGGUACACCAAAGCCACAGCCAUGGAAGAAGGAAGAAACCUGGAGAACUACACUGUCCAAGGUCUCCUUGAUGAGCUCAGAACCUAUGAGCAUGAGUUAAUGAAGAAGAAGGAAGAACAAGUCACUCACUUCCCCACGGCAUUGAUGACAGCUCCUAGAGUCCCACCGAGUGAAGGGACAUGCCCAAGGAACUGUGACACACCUUCCUCCAGCCAGCCGACAAGCUCAAAAAUGGAGAACUAUGAUGAGGAAUUUGCCAUGAUGGUCAAACUAUUCCGAAAGUUCAAGAAGUUCUUCAAGAAAGCUGACUCAGUCAGAAGGCCAUCCAAGGGAAAGCCACAGGUAAGUGACUCCCCUCCUGAAUCUUAUUUGUGUUAUAACUGCAGGAAACCUGGUCAUUGGAAGUCAGCAUGCCCUUACCCAAAGGUGGAGAAGUACAGAGAAAGAGAAAGGAACGAAAAGAAGAAGAAAGCAAUGGUUGCAGCUGAAAGUGACGAGUCAUCCAGCUCAAGCUCGGAUGAAGAAGCCCUCGUCUGCAUGGAGCGCAGAGCUGAGAAGUCCAACCAUGAGGAUCGGUGGACUAUGUCAGAAGAUGACACUCUCUGCCUUAUGGCCAAAGAUGAUGCCGAACAAGAGGUAACCUCACAAACCUCCUGCUCAUCUUCUUAUGAAAGCAUAUCAACUUCUGAAAGUCUUUUUGACAAAAUCAAAAAGAUGAUGAAAGAUUUUGAGGAAAUAAAUCUCAAACACUCAUCCUUAACAGAGGAGAACAAGCUAUUGAGUGAAGAGAAUCUCAAGUUGACUGAAGGUCGGAAAAGUCAACUAGAUGAGAUCACUCAACUCAAGAUUGAAAAUAAAUCUCUCUCUGAAAAGGUGAAAUCCGUCAACAAGGAGCUUGGGAUACUUAAGUCCAAAGAAGCAGUGGAUAAGAUUCUUGAAGCGACCAAACAAAAGGGUCGUGAAGGACUUGGGUUUGACCCCUCCAGUUCCAAAAGGAAAGGGAGAACAACUUUCAUUCCUCCUAAACCUACUGCCAAAUCCAAUAAUCAUAAAGGAAAGGAAAAGGAGAAACCCACAUAAGUUCCCAAAAAGGUAGUCCCUCCUAAGAACUAUAGGAAGCUGGACAGACCUCAAAGAGGAAAUAAUUUCAGAAGAAAACCGUCUAACCCCCACUAUGGGCUAGAUAGGAGUUUUCCAAGAAAUUCUGAGUGGAAAA